This is a messenger RNA of Vanrija pseudolonga, 573 nucleotides long. RefSeq names its product Ras-related protein Rap-1 (gene rap-1). The record is from RefSeq and is a predicted model, not a curated record. Gene Ontology annotation, cellular component: plasma membrane. The coding region runs from base 1 to 573 and encodes 190 amino acids. Gene Ontology annotation, biological process: signal transduction. The transcript has 7 exons. Lineage: Eukaryota; Fungi; Basidiomycota; Tremellomycetes; Trichosporonales; Trichosporonaceae. Gene Ontology annotation, molecular function: GTP binding; GTPase activity; GDP binding.
AUGCGAGUAUACAGAGCAGCAGUGAUGGGCUCCGGCGGAGUGGGAAAGUCGGCCGUCACGAUCCGGUUCAUCAACGGCGAGUACCUCGAGAUGUACGACCCCACGAAUCGGCGGCAGUUUGAAGUCGACGGCACACCGUGCCUCCUUGAGAUUCUCGACACUGCUGGCAUCGACCAAUAUCUGUCCUUGAACGACCUGUUCAUUCGUGAUUCGGACGGCUUUAUCCUCGUCUUCUCGCUCAUCCAGAAGGAGACAAUCAACGAGGUCAGAGGGGUGAGGGAGAGCAUCCGGCGGAUCAAGAACCCAGUGCACGCGCAGACGAUUCCCAUGGUCAUCAUUGGGAGAGACAAGGCCGACCUGGUCGACGAGCGGGAGGUGGCGCCGCAGACGGCCGAGGCGCUGGCUAUCGAGUCGGGCUGCCCGUACUUUGAGACGUCGGCGCGCGACAACAUCGGCAUCUUGCCAGCGUUUGCGGAGAUUGUGCGCCAGAUACGGCAGCACGGCGUGCGGAAGCGGCACAUGUCUCGACAUAGCACGACGAACCAUGGGAGCCGGAAGUGUGUGAUAUUGUAG